Molecule: messenger RNA, 1624 nt
Organism: Saccostrea cuccullata (small rock oyster)
Lineage: Eukaryota; Metazoa; Mollusca; Bivalvia; Ostreida; Ostreidae
Product: deacetylase Oant_2987-like
Exons: 6
Coding region: 159-1454 (431 amino acids)
Molecular function (GO): hydrolase activity, acting on carbon-nitrogen (but not peptide) bonds; deacetylase activity
Source: RefSeq, a predicted model, not a curated record
CAAAUUUUGUCAAAAAAAGAGUAAUUGGGCAAAAACCCCUUUCUCUACUUAAUUCUCCCAGGAAUUUAUACCUUUUCAUUCAAUGACCUGGAUUUUCAGAAACAAAAUGUUCAGAUAAUUCUACGGUAUUCUACCAAAAGGAGACCUAUAUAGAUAACAUGUAUAUACACACCAUGUCGUAUGUAGACUUGGUGCUCAAAAACGGGAGAAUAAUCGAUCCUGUGAAUCGAGUGGACAUGGUGGCUGAUAUAGCUGUCAAUAAUGGAACAAUUCUGUCGAUUGGCAAUAAUGCACAGUUUCAGGCUAAAAAAACGUUCGAUGCUGGCGGUUGCUUAGUAACGCCUGGUCUGAUUGAUUGCCAUGUUCACUGUUACCAGUAUGCUACACCACUGGGGAUUAACCCAGAUGAACAUUGUCUUUCCCGUGGUGUUACUACUGUCGUUGACGCAGGGAGUGCAGGUGCUUCAACCUUUGAAGGGUUGCGGAGAUACGUAGCAGAGAAAUGUAAAGCACGAAUGCUGUCAUUUGUGCACAUAGCACAGCACGGUUUGGCAGCAGCAGGAUGUGCCUCCGGAGCACCGGGUGGAGAAUUGGAUUCACUGAAUGUCGUAUCAGUUGAUGAAUGUGUGAAAUGUGUGACUGAAAAUCGCGAUAUUGUUGUGGGAAUCAAACUUCGUCUAUCGGACUCCAUUGCAGAUGAGGGUAAAAAUGAAAUGGAAGCUUACAGGCGAGCACUGCAGGCCUCAGAAAGAGCAGGAGUUCCUUUGAUGGUUCAUCACACAAUGUCAACUGUACCAACACAAGUUAAUGAUGACAAGUCCUCAUCACUAGGAUGUCCACGUGAUCUGAAAGCUGGAGAUUUAUACACCCACACCUAUCAUCCUUACAGAUCCUCCAUCGUGGACCCAACUACCCAAACUAUCUAUCCAGAUGUCUUAAAAGCCAGACAGAAGGGCGUGCUAUACGAUGUUGGACAUGGACAAGGCUCAUUUGGCUGGACCGUGGCAGAAAUCUCCUCAACCUCGGGCUUUUAUCCAGACAUCAUUAGUACUGACCUACACACUGGAAAUCACAGGGGACCUGCAUAUGAUCUUCCCACAGUAAUGUCUAAAUUUCUGCACCUUGGCAUGCCUCUGGUUGAGGUUAUCCAUGCUGUAACCUCAACUUCAGCAAAGGCAAUAGGAUGGGGGGAUAGAAUAGGUAGUUUGACACCUGGAAAAGAGGCGGAUAUCACUGUUCUGAAAUUAGAUGAGGGUCCAGUUUCGCUAGAGGAUUGUCAAUCACAGGUUCGAGUUUUGGACAAAGUUUUCAAACCAGUUGCUGUUUGGAGGGCAGGGAACCAGUACCCAAUCACAGUUUCCGAUCCUUUCCCAAAUCGUGAUGCCAUGAAGUUGAAUUUAAGAGAAUGGGAUAAAAUUCUGAUCAGAGAUAAAGAUAAACCAGUGAUACAAUAAACCAAUGUUGUCUACUUGCAAAGAAUUGAUAAUUAAACAAAAAAAACUUCUCCAGACCUCCAUUAUUAACUAUACAUGUACAUUGAACACUGCAAGGGAAAAGUAUCUGCUAGUCUUAAAAGGUUAUGUUUGUAAUAAAUAAGUAUUCCAAAUAUAAAAGCAAUAUCAAC